Messenger RNA from Plasmodium coatneyi, 4500 nucleotides. RefSeq lists its product as uncharacterized. The record is from RefSeq and is a predicted model, not a curated record. Lineage: Eukaryota; Apicomplexa; Aconoidasida; Haemosporida; Plasmodiidae. The coding region runs from base 1 to 4500 and encodes 1499 amino acids. The transcript has a single exon.
AUGAACGACUUCAGCGAGGAAUACGAUUUUAUGCAAAGAAUACAUAAAGUCGAUGGACAGGGCAAGAAUGACUACGCAUUGAAGGAGGGUAUUAAGAAGAAAGACGAGGAAGGACAUUUUGGGAGGGAAAAAUUGGAAAAAGAUUUUUAUUUAAAAAGUAAGUAUGACAAGUACAGUAGCACACUGAGCGGUUUCGAAAAGGAUGAUAAAUUUUUAUACAUGAACAGAUUAAAAAAUGAAAGUGACAAAGAUAUGAAGAAGCGAGAGACCAGUUGGAACCGCAGUAGCAUUAACGAGUUAGCCAAGGUGAACGAAGUUGUUUAUUACAUUCACGCGAAUAAGAAGAAUGUGUAUGAAUAUAUAACAAAUCAAACGGAUUUAGAGAACACAUAUUAUCAGAUAGAAGAGAAGCCACGUAAUAUAUCUGGCAAUUUGGUGAAGGAAAAUGAAGAGUACGUGUACUUAAACGAUAAUGCGUAUUACAAAUUUAAGAUAAGGAAGGAUGAGAAGGAGGAUGAGGAAGGGGAAAAAGGGAUCGGAGAAGGGAAUGAAAAAAUAAAAUACACAUUGGAUGGAAGUAAGAAUGUGAUAAUCGAAAAUAUGAUAGAGUCAGACAAUAUGUUGAUACACUUGUGUAACACUUUUUUUUCCGUUAAAGAAUGGGUGAAAAAUAUUUUCCUAUUUUUUAGUAAAAUUUUUCACUUUAACUUUUUGGACUACACAUAUGUAAGGAAUUACUCCUUGACAAAUUAUUUCGAUAAGAAUGUGAAGGACUAUGUGAAAUAUUUAAAGAAGAACGAAGAUUUACGAUUAAUCAAUCAUGACUUUCUUGCGAGGAGAAAAUACAUUGCCCCGUAUUUUGUGUACAAUUGCGUUGACUGCAAUUAUAACACGAAUGAUAACGGGAUAAUAAUAUUGUCCUCCAUUCUUCCAUUCAUUCAUCGAUUCGACUAUGACUACAAAUUGAGGCAAAUGAGAACGAAGGAGGAGGAGUUGGAUCACAUACUGAAUAAUGAGAAGGGGCGGAAAGGAGGUGGUGAUGGAGUGGGUAGCAGAUUGAUAGAUACGAUUAGGCGAAUUAGGAACUUCUUUUUUGGCAAUUUUUUUGAAGAAGGUUAUUCUGCAGGUAAUAUGGGUGGUGGUGUGUACGGAGAUGGAGGCACUGCGGCGAGUAACAACACGAGUGAGUACACGGAGUUUUUAAAAAAGUUCGAAAAUAGCAUAAACGAAGAGGGGGAAUUAAUUCAAGAUAUCCUAUUUUCGGGGAAGGCGCAAAUGAUAUUUAUCAAUUUUAAGCAGAUAGAGAAUAAUUUUAAUAACGUCCUCGGUAAUGUAGAAAUAAAGAACGAGAGAGUACAAGUGAGCAAUUUAAUCCUUGGUUACGAAAAAAGGGAGCAUAUAAAAUAUACGGAUAUAUUAAUUUCCAACAUUUUAAAAAAUAUCAAAAAGAAGUAUCCUGAUAUGGUGAUCAAUGAUGAAAAUCCAAGGCAGUUCAUUUAUGAGGAGAAUGAAUGUUCAGAGAAAUAUGCUCAACAGGGUGGGGAAACGUUUCAUCCGGAUUACUCCCCUUUGAGCAAUAAAGACGACGGAGCGACCCUCUCCGAUAGUGUAGAGAUGCACAGAAAAAAGGAACACUACAUGUUGUCAGAUUUGAAGGAGUAUGUGUAUAAUUCCCCGUCCCACUUGAUGAAGGAUAAGAGGAACAACUGCGAAUAUGUAACGUGUGUAUGCUUUGAUAACAAUUCGAAUAACUGUAAUUUGAUAAAUAACUUUGUUUUGGGAUACAAUACUGGAAAGGUGGAAUACAUUUAUGGGAAAAUCGUCUACAGUAAUAUAAGUCACUGCGAUUUGUUGAUAGAUUAUUACUCGAAGAAGAAUAGGAAAUUUUCUUACGAACUGAGCAAGAGGAUUUUUCUAAACGGCGCGGUGAUAAAAGUUGCCUUUGCGCCGAAUGGUUUUUUUUGUCUACUGUUAACAAGUCAAACGUUGUACAUUUGCAAUUUUUUUUACUUCUCCAUUUGUGAGGUUAGGAAUAUUUGUUUUAAGUCCCACUUUGUGAAUUUCCUAUGGAUAAAUAAUAAUUGUUACUGCGUUUUUACGGAUAAUGGGAAUGUGUACUUGUAUGAGAAGAGUCUGAAGAAUGAUGGGCUGAACAGUUUUUCCCUGGUGAAAACGUUUUGCGUGGAGCAGCCCAUUUAUUUGAACUCCAUUUGUGAGUACCAUUUGUAUAGCAACUGCAUUUAUUUGUACACGGGGGAGAUAGAGAAAAGGAGGCGGAGUAAAAAUGGCACCCAUCAUUUGUUCAAGAAGAAGAAGAAAAAAAGGAAUAAACAUAUGAGUGACUACUUUUACAAGUAUGAUUGCAAUUUUGUUAUCAUCGAUUUGAAUGCAGAUAUGUGGAAGGGUGUAGCAGGUUAUGGAGAAGGAGGUAUCCACGCAGGCGUAAGUGAAGAUACCUUAAUCGGCGGAGUGAACCUACUGAAGGAUAAUAUGUCCGAUGUGGAAAAUAACAUGAAGCAAAUAAAAAUACUGGAAAGACUGAUAGAGAAUGGAAAUAAUUUGGAUGAAGAAGAUGUAAACCUUGAGAGCAUGUUGCACAUUAACAUAAAAGAUUUUAACAACUACAUUUCUACCAUUAAAGAUGGGGGUAACCACUUAUAUUCUGGUGAAAGUGGAGAGGAAGGAAACCUGGUCGGGAGGGACAACUCCAAGGGGGAAUUCUCCAUGAAGAAACUGUUAAUAAAUUAUAUUAAGGAUGUGAAAAAGCACCUGUACAAUUUGAGGGAUGAAAAUAUUAUUAACAUUUUAUUGCCCAGGUAUUACAGCGCAGCAGAUGAUUAUAGUCACAGGAAUUUUCUGAACAUUCGAUUUUUUACCAUCGAAAAGUCGGACAAUAAACAUUUGAUAGCGUUGGACACUGAAACGGAUUAUGUGUACAUUUACAAGAUAAGGAAGAAUGUGUACCUAGACGAUGAGGCGCUGGAAAUGUUAAAGAAUAAUCCGUACAGCGUGAACCGUAACCCGUUGCACAUGUUCUACGCGAAUUAUUUAAAAAGGGAAUCGUCCCUAAAGGAGGAGUGGAAAAUCUACAACGAUUAUAUUUAUGUGAAUACGAAGAAGAUGAAGAAGUACAUAAAGUACAACCUACUUUACAUAAUUAAAAAUCACAAGAAAAUGUUUUUCCCCCUUCAUGUGUACGUAAUAAACACCAAGUUUAAUGAGAGCGAAUAUUUUCUAUUCAUUAAAUGGGCCACUAUCAAGAACACGUUUAUAUAUGCUUCGUACAGUUCUCUUAACCGGGUGACGAAGAUGAAGGAAUACUUCCGCAAGGACGAUGAGAAGCUACUCAAGGUGUUGGAGCAUCCAAAGAAUAUUUUUCUUUACAACAUUAAUGAUAACAGGGGUGAUUUGCCUUACGUGCCUGGAUUGAACGGCUUCGGCAACCCGUACCCUCUUGGAUCGAGGGGUAAAUUCCUGGGGGAGAAUGUAAUCCAUCCAAAUGCAGCACCUGGGGUGAAUAACAAUUUUCUGUAUAAUAAAGGCAGAAUGCAUGAGUAUAGGGAUUACCCAGGUAAUCCCAUCAAAGGAUUCAACCCUUACAUGGGCAAUAAUGAGGACUAUUUGAAUAAGACCCCUUUGAAAAAUGUAGGCAGAAGUUUUUACACCUCCCCGAUUGACCACAUGAAUGGGAAUAUGCCCUACCCCUUUAAGGGGGGCCCCAAGUAUAACGAUAAAGACAUGUACACAGAUUAUUAUAUGAACAGCGCGGUGAAGGACCCAGAUUAUGGAAACUUCCCCAACUACGGUGACUACCUAAAUGAGAGCAGCAAAAAGCAGAACGAGUCUUCCGACAAGAAAUGGUCCUACUUGAAGAAAAUAAAUAUUUUUAAUAAAAAAGAUGACGAUAUAAAUGACAGCAGUUAUGUAAACACAAGGCAUACGUACAAUCAUCCUGCGGAUGUGAAACAUAUGCAACCACAUACAGGUGGUCAUAUGUUCAACUUCGAUAAUGAUGAGCCCAUUUUAGGCGAUAUGAAGAACCCGAAUUUUUAUUCCUCGCCUGAAAGGUUCAGGUAUAACAGAUUGCAUGAUCCAGGGGAUAGCUCCAAGUUAAUAAAUGACGACCACGCGAACAUAAGCGAUUUUUACUACACGCAUAAUGCAAGUAGGUACCACUCUAACGCCAUUAGUGGUGGUAAUUACGACCCGUAUGUCCUAAAAAACGAUAUAUAUAAUUACCGAAAUGUGCAUAUGGAUUUAAAUAGCAAUAGCGCUACACAUAUUCCGAACGGGCCUGGUGAUAUGUAUCGAGGACCUAACGAUGGAGGUCACUUCGCCAGUGACCUGGACAAAUCUACGGUUGGCAAACCGGGGAACCCAUACAGCAACAGGGAUGUGAACGAUGUGAAUCCCAUGUACAGUGACAAGGAGUACAGAAACAGGUAUAAGAACUACAGUUCGAACGAUGGCUAUUCUGGCAAUAUGCGGAAGUACAUAUGA